GUGAAUAUGUUUGGAGUCAAUGCAAAUUAGACAUAUAUAAUAUUAUACACCUGCAAUUAUUUAAUUAAUUAAACCAUAAUAAUUAAUUUCAUCCAUAUAUACCCCCACCCCUUUUCUCCUUCUCCCCUGUGCCUCUGAACCUACAACCACCAUGGAUGUAGAGCAAGAAGAAAUGCAGUUCUUCGGACUCUUCGGGAUCUUCAAAGAAUCCUACAAGAUCAUAAUCUCAUGGAGGAAGAUCUUCACUCAAAUCACAUUUUCCUUAAUCCUCCCUCUGGUUUUCAUAUUUCUAGCCCAAAAAGAAGUAUCCGAAAUCCUCUUCGCCAAAAUCAUCCACAACGAGGCCGAUAUGAUGGUAACCGAAAUAGGCAGUCGCAGAUACAACAAUUUAAACGACGUCGUCAAUUCCGAGUUGACCACUUUGUUCCUCAUCAAAGCCGUCUACUUCACUUUCCUCCUCAUCCUCUCACUCCUCUCCACCUCCGCCGCGGUCUACACCAUAGCCUGUAUCUACACCGGCCGAGACGUCAAUUUUCGAAAGGUCAUGAGCGUGGUUCCAAAGGUCUGGAAGAGAGUCAUGGUCACUUUCCUAUGUACUUUCCUUGCCUUCUUUGCCUACCAUGUGUUUGCAAUAAUUGUCCUGAUAAUAUGGGUGGUCCUUAUGGGAGAAUCUCGGUAUGCUAAUGGAUUCGUUAUUGGCUUGGUUUUUCUUGGGAUUGUCUACUUUGCCGGGUUGGUGUACAUGUCGUUGGUGUGGCAUUUGGCCAGCGUGGUGUCCGUACUAGAGGAAGCUAGAGGUAUUAAGGCUAUGAGAAAGAGCAGAGCUCUGAUGAAGGGGAAGAUGUGGGUGGCUAUUUGUGUAUUUUUCAUUCUGGGAAUAGUCUCCUCUGCCGUACAGUUUGCUUUUCAGAAUCUGGUGGUGCAUGGAUGGUCUUUUGGAGUGUUGGUUAAGGUUGGUUAUUCAAUUGUGUGCUUCUCUUUGAUGGUGAUUUUGUUUCUGUUUGUGUUGGUUAUCCAAACGGUUCUUUACUUUGUCUGUAAAUCUUACCACCAUGAGAAUAUAGACAAGUCGGCUUUGUCGGAUCAUCUUGAGGUUUAUCUUCUCGGUGAGUAUGUUCCUUUGAAGUCCAAAGACGUUCAGCUCGAACAAGUUCAUGUUUGAUUGAUUUACUUGUAAACGUAAUUGAGACUUGUAAUUCCGGAUGAUUUGGGCAUUAAAAGAUGGAUAUAUAUGUAGAAGUUGUAUACUUUAUUAAAGUUGCCUUCAGUCAUAUAUAGCCAAAUGUUAAUUUACAACAUAUAUAUUUCUUUGAAUAAGUCUUAAUUAAUUCUUGCCAUUUUAGUCUCA
Messenger RNA from Ziziphus jujuba (common jujube), 1348 nucleotides. RefSeq lists its product as uncharacterized. The coding region runs from base 152 to 1162 and encodes 336 amino acids. The transcript has a single exon. The record is from RefSeq and is a predicted model, not a curated record. NCBI's taxonomy places the organism in Eukaryota, Viridiplantae, Streptophyta, Magnoliopsida, Rosales, Rhamnaceae.